Lobosporangium transversale is the source of this 6771-nucleotide messenger RNA. Its product is annotated as armadillo-type protein. Bases 348 to 6731 code for a protein of 2127 amino acids. The transcript has 12 exons. NCBI's taxonomy places the organism in Eukaryota, Fungi, Mortierellomycota, Mortierellomycetes, Mortierellales, Mortierellaceae. Gene Ontology annotation, molecular function: microtubule plus end polymerase activity; microtubule plus-end binding. Gene Ontology annotation, cellular component: spindle pole; centrosome; kinetochore. Gene Ontology annotation, biological process: microtubule polymerization; establishment or maintenance of microtubule cytoskeleton polarity; mitotic spindle organization. The record is from RefSeq and is a predicted model, not a curated record.
AAUCUGUCCAUUCCACCUGAGCAGCUAGAUGGACGCUAUUGACUUCUUUUAUUUUUAUCACCUCCAUUCACAUUCAUUAAGGCCAACGACAUUGACAUUGCUGUUUCAUAUACACUUACAUAAUUACUGACAUCCAUUCACUCGCUCACUUUUGUCUGAUUUGCCUACUUUUAUCUUAUUGUCGCUCACACAAAGCACGCGAACAAGUCCAAGUUUGCCUUCCCCUCCCAUCCUUCCCACCUUCCUCCCUUUUUUUAUCAUUAUUAAAUCCUUAUACAUAUCUGUACAAAAACAAAUAUAUCUCUUUUCCUUUUGGUAUUUGUGCACACUACGUACUAUCCUUUGCGAUGGAUGAAUUUGGAGGUGGCGGUUCUGAAGAAAACUUUAACGCGAUCCCGCUCCAGGAGAGAUUGGAACACAAGAAUUGGAAAGCGCGUGUGUCUGCAUAUGAAGAGCUUGCAAAGCUUUUCCGAACCAGCAUCGAAGACUCUGACUUCCGCCGGUACGAAGGGUCACUGAAGAAGAUCGCACUUGAUUCCAACGCAGUCGCUCAGGAAUCCGGAUUGACAACCCUGAUUCAAUUUGUAGAGAAUGCUCCCGAUCCUAAUAGGACGAAGAGUAUCGUAGUGCCUGCAGUUGUUGAAAAAUGUCUGUCAUCUACGAGAGCAGGAACGAAAGCAAAAGCCUUGGAGCUUAUUCUAUUAUAUGUUGAGGUUGAUACCCCAGAUCCUGUGAUUGAGGAUGUAAUACCAGGGCUGGAAGCCAAACUACCAAAGCUAGUAGCUACAACAACAAAUACGCUUGCUGCAAUUGUUCGGACCUUUGGAAUUAAGAAUAUCAAUGUCAAACCUCUUCUUAAAAAGCUACCAUCAUUAUUUGCCCAUUCCGACAAGAACGUUCGUGCAGAAGCCAAUGCCUUGACGAUAGAGCUGUAUCGAUGGCUGAGAAAGGCAAUUAUGCCAUCGCUAGAAGAUCUAAAACCAGUGCAACAAAAGGAGCUGACAGAGGCAUUUGAAAAAUUGCCGGAUGAAAAACCUACUCCAUUAAAGUACCUCCGCUCACAACAAGAGGAGAUGGCAACAGCAGCAGCAGCAGACGCUGACGGUGAUGGCGAUGGGGCUGAAGGUCAGGAUGAGGAUGAGGAAAUGGAGGAAGUGGAUGCAUUUGAUCUUAUUGACCCAGUUGACGUGAAUGCCAAAAUGGAGAAAAACUUUUAUGAGCUUCUUGCAUCUAAAAAAUGGCAGGAGAGGAAAGAGGCUCUGGACGGUCUUUUGAACCAUUGCAAAUCACCUAAAAUUCUUGACACCAACUACUCAGAACUAGUUGGAGCACUUGGGAAGCGUAUGGCGGAUACCAAUAUUAACAUUGUCAUUGUGGCAGCAAAUUGCCUUGAAGGUCUAGCUCAAGGGCUACGCGACAACUUCAACAGAUACAAAUCCUCAGUAGCAGGACUCAUCAUGGAUCGACUGAAAGAGCGCAAAGUCACCGUUGUAGAGGCUUUAACUGGUGCACUAAAUGCUAUGUACAGCACGGCGCCAUAUUCUGAAUUGCUGGAAGACUCUGCAGCAAAUGUAGCUCACAAGAAUCCGCAAAUUCGAGCAGAAGUUAUAAAACUUCAAGUUCAUCGUUUAAAGGAAAUCAAAAUCGCACCAUCUAAGCAGGAAAUUAAAACGGCAUGUGAAAUGCUUGUUAAGGCAUUUGACGACGGAGAUGCUACAGUCCGUGAAGCGACUGCUGAAGCGCUUGGUACGCUUAUGAAAUGCUGCGGCGAAAAACCACUCUUGGCAUACAUAGAAAAUCUGGAUACUGUCAAGACUGGGAAAGUUAAGGAAUAUUGUGAUAAAGCUGUAGUCAAGGCCAAAGCAGCCCCGGCAGCCCCACCCAAGGCGGCCCCACCAAAAGCGGCAGCCAAACCCGCAGCCAAACCCGCAGCCAAACCCGCAGCUUCAGCUGCCAAACCUGCGGCAACGAAACCCGCGGCAAAGGUGGAAACUCCUGCAAAAAAGCCUAUAGCUAAACCACCAGCAUUGUCUUCAGCUAAAAAACCUGUAGCCAAAACAACUCCAGCUACGGCUUCAGCUGCAAGCACGGCAGCAAAGAAGGCAGCACCUGCAGCGGGUGGAGCUAAAAAGGAUGAUGAGCCUAUACGAUAUAAAUUUUCGAAUGAAACAGCAGAAGAGCAGGCAGCUGAAUUCCUGACGCCGGAGUUAAUUGCAGAGUUUGGUGACUCUAGUUGGAAGGUGCGUUUGGAAGCUAUGGAAAAACUAUAUGAGCUUGUGGAUAGCAGCACUGACUUUGAGGCGGAGCUAAUCACACGCGUUUUGGCUAAAAAACCUGGGUGGAAGGAAAGCAACUUCCAGGUUACGACCAAACUCUAUGGUAUCCUUCAGCUCCAAGCACAAAAACUACCGACUUUUUCCAAAGCAUGUGCUGCCUUGAGCAUCCCAGCUAUGAUUGAUAAGAUGGGCGAUAUUAAACUCAAGAAGGCAGCAGGUGACUGCUUAGCUUCAUACGCUGAAGCGCUCUCACUUCAAUUCGUCCUUAGUCAAUCGUACGAUCCUCUGAAGAAACUGAAAGCACCGAAAGCCCUUGCGGAUUCAUUGCUAUGGAUUAAUCAGCAACUGGAAGACUUUGGCAUUGGUGGGGUACAGAUUCGUGAGAUGAUUGACUUUUUAAAAAUAACACUUGGAAGUGCCAAUGCAGCUGUACGCACUAAUGCUGUCGCUGUCCUUGGAACGCUCCGUCGUUUUGUCGGGCCAGGGAUUCGAACAUUUGUUGAGGACUGCAAUUCAGCACUAUUGGCUACUAUUGAUGCAGAGUUUGCAAAGGUCGCAGACAUGGAGCCGCCUCAAAUCACCAAGGGAGUUGCUGAAGAGAGCACAGGUAGCGCUGCAGUGGAGGAGCUUUUCCCUAAAGUUGAUAUCGGGGGCCAGUUUACAUCUGCUUUGUUAGAAGAAUGUGGCGAUGCGAAUUGGAAAGUGCGUAAAGAAGGCCUGGAAAAGGUCGCUGCUAUUAUAGAUGCCAACAAACGGAUCAAGCCUAAUUUAGGUGGACUUCCAGGGGCAUUGAAGCUUCGGCUUGCAGACAGCAAUAAGAAUCUGCAGAUUCUUACGAUGGAGAUUUGUGCUAAUGUCGCCAAUGCUAUGGGCAAGCCGUUUGAAAAGUAUGCAAGGAUCCUGUGCUCAAAUGUUGCCAGUUGUCUCACUGAUCAAAAGGAAAACGUUCGAAACGCAUCUAUUGCUGCUUUGGAAGCAUUUGCUACGCAAGGUGGAUUGGACUGUCUCGUGUCAUCCUUGGCAGUCUCAUUGGUCACUAAUUCGCCAACUUUACGUAAAGAUUUACUGGCCUGGCUCACAACCUUUUGCAAUGGUGCCAAGGAGCGUGAUACGGCAUUGCCAGACCUUUCGCCGCUCGCACCUCCCGUCUUGCAGUGCUUACAAGAUCGUAGCCCCGAUGUUCGUAAGGCAGGUCAGGCAUUCUUACCCAUUUUAGUAGCCAACGUUGGAUAUGACGCUGUCGUUUCAAAGUGUAGUGAUUUGAAAGGUGCUGCAAAAUCUGCUAUUAUGCCCAUGCUUGAAGCAGCCAAACCUGCUCCCCCACCUCGUCCUCCAUCAGUAGAAGGCACUAAACCAGUCGAAAGAGGGGCAUUAAGUUCGCUCCCUAGCUUAUCCAAACCAAGCGCAAAAGCUGGUGUUCGCGCCAAUGCAUCCGCUCUUCCUGGUGCUCCUUCAAAGAUUGCUGCUCGACCAACUGCGAGCGCUCUCCCAACACCGCAAGGCCCUCCUCGUGAGCAACAGACUUCACCUAUUCCAGCUCUUCCAUCGCUUUCUUCGCAUCCAGGACAAGGACAAGGAUCGGGACUUGCUGCACCAAAAUCUCGGUUGACAAUGUCUAAGAAGCCAGGUCAACCAAUCCCUAGUCCCAUGGAGCCCAGUAUUCCAGGAGCUUCAGCACCACCUCGUGUGUCGCGCCAGCAUGACUUGCAGCAUGACACGCAGCAGGAGCAUAACGACCUACCCUCAUCUUACAACAGCAGCAUUCAAAUGCCUAUGGGAAUGUCCGCGCAACAGCGCUCCUUUGAUUCGAUGGAAGGUGUUGUCCCUACAUCACAACCCUUAAACGGAAUCAGACCAUCUGGAGCUAAUAGUAUGGGAGGAAUGGGAGGAAUGGGAGGAAUGGGAGGAAUGGGGGGAAUGGGAGGAAUGGGAGGGAUUUUGCCGAUAAACAAUAACCUCUCGCAGCAGUCAUCAUCGUCAAUCCUUGCUCCACCAGCAGCGCAGAUUAAACGUCUUUCGGUAUCUGGUGGAGAUAUGAGAGGCGAGGCAGUAAUGGACUACCUUGUCACCCAGAUCAUGAGUGAUGAUCCUAACCAGAGUAUAGAUGCUUUGAAGCAGUUAGAGAAAACACUUCAUGGCCCCCUAGAUGUCAUCAUUCCUCAUGUCAACCAGCUGGUUAAUGCUCAUACUCUCCAGAUUCGUCUAGCCUAUACUAGACUUGAACAGCGUAGCACCCCGACUACCCGCGUAUGUAAGCACCUCGUCAAUUCUCUGGUCAGUAUUUUCUCCAACAAGCAAUUAGCAAGCAAGGUGCAAUCAGAUUACCUGUAUAAUUUGCUGCAUGAACUGGCGAGUCGGCUGUUAGACAAGAAUUUGGACAAAGUCGAGAGUGGUCAGCAAUUGGCGAAGGCUUUGAAUGUCACUAUGGUGAAGGUCCUGGAGAAUAGUAAUCGCAAUGCAACAUUCAAUGCAUUACUUUUGAUCCUGGUUCGCUGCGCUCAGCCACUCAGGAAUAUGGAUCAUGGGGAUUCAGCCCACCAGGCCAAGUUUGGAGAUCUUAUCAUGAAGUGCAUCUGGAAGCUAACGAAAACAAUCAAGGAAUGUGUUGCUGCGGGCACAUUGAAACCAAAUGAAUUAUUGGCAGACAUGAAUGAUUUCUUAGUCUCAAUAUCGCCGCCCGAGUGGAAGCGACGUGCUCAAGAAGGAGUCCCAUUGGGUGACAUGCCUCUAAGAACCGUCAAGACAGUACUAGUAGAAUUAUCCUCUGGUAUGGGAGAUGAAGUUUUUAAUCACCUCGACCUGAUCGAAGACCCAAGCAAAUCAGCUAUUCAUCAGUAUUUAGUCCACAUGACUGGACCUAAGAAACGUCCUGUUACUCCGGCACAGAACCCUCCAUUACAAUCUGCUCCCAGCAAUGGUGCCCGUGAACGGCUGUCGGUUAUUGGUUCAAUGACCAACCAAACCCUGCUCCAUCAACAGCAACAACAGCAACAACAGCAACAACAGCAACAACAGUUGCAACAUCAACAACAGUUGCAACAUCAACAACAUCAGCAACAUCAGCAGCAGCAGCUACAGCAGCAACUGUCACAACCUCAGCUUCAGCCCCCACUAGGCCAGUUGCCAUCAUCACUGCAAUUCCAGCAGUCGCCUCAGUUUCAACAUUCCUCCACUUCGCCGAGAACCCCUCUGCAAUCUACUUUUACAUCCCAGUUGCAAGCGCCACAUACUUCUACUUCUGUAUUUGGAUCUCCUCAACUUGAAUUUAAUAGUGCAGGCGCUAACUUUAACCGCUUGAGUAUGGUCAUGGGGCAGUCUCCAGUCCGAAGCCACAGCACCGGCGGUAGCGAAGGCAAGGGCGCAGAUGACACGUCGGGUGCGUCUGAAACAGAAAUGAAUAGUCGACUGACUCAGAUAUUUACCAAGAUUGGGACCAGAGAGGAGACAAAGCAGGGUAUUUCGGAUUUGUACCAAUUUCAAAAGAUGUAUCCCAAUAUGGAGUCUAAGGUGAAUGCACAACUUGCCAAGACGGGGACUUUCUUCCAGAGUUAUAUUCGGAGAGGUCUAGCUAAUUUGGAGGCAGAGGCAAAUGCGGCCGCUACAGGUGGCUCUACACAAGCCUCAAUCAGUACCCUAGGGAUAGGCGGAGCAGGAUCACCACUCGUCCGGGACCGUGAGGCAAUGGAAGCAACCGCAAGAAAACGAGAAAGUAUACUCUCGAUGGUAGGCUCUGAUAGUGAGACAAGUGCCGUAGGAUCAUCCUCUAUCGAUCCAUCGGAGUCAUACAAAGAUCGUCUCGCUCGGCUUCAACAGAUGUUUGGAUAUAAACUGCAGGAUUCCAAGACGCCUUCUCCGGUUCAUGACAGUCAUGAUCCGAAUAGCAGAUUGAUGGAGGGCCGUAAUAGUCCCAGUUUGGCAAUGCGGCAGCAACAAGAGCUUGAUUUUCAGCAGCAUCAAUUGCAACAACAACAAAUCUUGGCGCAGCACAAUCGUUCUCGCCCAUCGUCUCUCUAUCAGUCAACUCUCUCUAGCGCAUCUGCUUCACCCACAGCUUCACAAUUUAGCAGCUCAGUAAGUGGUAUGCAUUUGCCAUAUCAGGGGCAAUAUGCACCUCAACAAGAUGGAGGUAUCGGCAACAACAUCUUGAACAACGGGUACCCUAAUACAACAGGGAAUAAUGGCGUUGGAAGUGGAAGUGCUUUAGCUAAUAGUAUUUCGCCAUCAUCGUCAGCCCCUUCACUCCAAGCACUGCAAGAAUCGAUGGCGGCCAAGGAGCGUGCUCAAACGGUCGCAUUAAUGAAGGAACGGCUAGCGCGCAUGAAAACACAGACAUUGACAUCGUCUCAAUUGGCUUUACAGCAAUUUCAUCAGCAGCAACAGAAUGCUGGGGGCGACCUUGGACGCGGGAAUGGGACAGGAUCAGGGGGUGGUAAUGCUAGUGGACAAUAUUUUUAAUAGUCGAUUAUUAUAGUUGCAUGCUGUAAAAUAAACUUCA